AUGUUUCGUGUGGAAUUACUCGCAAACUCCUCCUCCCACGCAACCCCAGGCUACACUUAUGUCGCCGACAGGGGGUUCGACCGAGCCAAAGCCGCCAUGGCUCCUGCCCUAGGCCGCAAACGCGGAAUUCACAACGCUGGCAAAGCCGGCGACAUCUCCUCGCGACGUGCAAAUGCCAUCAUCCGGCACUUGGCCGAACUAGACCGCGAGAAUCAGCGCGACGUGCAAAUCGCCGUCCCCGCCAGACCCGCCAAAGAAGCAGGCGCUCGCGUCUCCCGGACAAAGACCACCUCGAACGUGCGCCGUAUCCUCGUCUCGCAGAAGACAUUUCGGAAUCACCUUGACGAUGAGGAAGCUGCUAUCGCUGCGGGAGGCGGUGGUUUGAGUAUACCAGUUGGUGCUGCGGCGGUUGGGCCUGCGGUUCCGUCGCGAGCAAAAGCUGCUUUGGUUGCUGCCGCGACACGCCGAAGUUCGACGCCAGCUUCGACCGCUGCGGCACGGAAGAAACGCACUUCGACAGUCGCUACUACCACUACUACCUCCACGCCUACUCCUGCGCCUUCACAAGCUGAGAAUACGGACGCCGAAGCGGAGGAGGAUACCGAGGAGCGGAAACACAUACUCAUUAAGACGGAGCAUGAUAAUGACCCGCUUCUACGAUCAUACGCUCCGACAAUGCCGUCAGAACGUAUCAUGGACCACCUUCUGGCGGAGCCGGCUUUAUCGUAUAAUGCUUCCCGCGCCGGACCUCCGAUCUCGACACAUUUGCCCCGUGCUUUUUGCUGCAUGUGUGGAUAUUGGGGCAAGAUUCGGUGCAAGAGGUGUCAUUUGCGAACUUGUGGGUUGGAUUGUUACAAGAUUCAUGAGGAUUCGAGGUGCGGUGCCUUCUUCUAA
Messenger RNA from Penicillium daleae, 894 nucleotides. Its product is annotated as putative HIT finger domain protein. Gene Ontology annotation, cellular component: Swr1 complex. Gene Ontology annotation, molecular function: nucleosome binding. Bases 1 to 894 code for a protein of 297 amino acids. NCBI's taxonomy places the organism in Eukaryota, Fungi, Ascomycota, Eurotiomycetes, Eurotiales, Aspergillaceae. The record is from RefSeq and is a predicted model, not a curated record. The transcript has a single exon. Gene Ontology annotation, biological process: chromatin remodeling.